AUGGCGAACAGAGUAAGGUUUAUUUGCAUUAUACUCAUUGUUCUACACGAUGCUACCGCUAUGUGUGUAAAUAAAGCUACUCUAGAUAAGACGAACUCAGACCUGAAACCUGAAAUAAUAACUAAGCGAGAAACCGCUGAAAAUGAAUUGAAAAACAAUACAAUGCUUGAAGUUAACGAAACAAUUAUAGAAAGCUCGAUACAUUACAAGAAAUGUGAGCUUUUAAAUUUAACUGAAGAAAUUCCAUAUGACACUAAACGUCUAAAUUCGAUAUAUUUGAACAAUAUAUAUACUGGCGAGAUGAAUCUGAUAGAAGAUAACUUGUCAAUAACAGAAUUAGAGGCAGAUGGCAUAAGUUUGUUUGAAUUGGUCAAGAGCAAUUGUGGAAGCGCGAAAAUUUGUCCAAAUAUAAGGGGUAAUUGGAGUGAAAGUAAUACGAUUACUAUUGGAUUUCUAAGCGCGUAUGGAUGGAGCCAGACGGUGCUCGGAGCGCUGCCUUUAGCGGUAGCGGCGGUAAACCGGGACCCAACUUUGUUACCCGGACUGAAACUACGCUUCGUCACUGCGGACAUCGGCAGACUAAGACCAUCCCUACCAAUGGACAAGGACAGUCUUUCUUUGAGGGUGAUGACUCAAAUGCGCGAUCUUGGAGUAGUUGCUUUCUUCGGCCCCGACGGCACCUGCCAUACGGAAGCAAAACUGGCUGCUGCAUGGAAUCUACCACUGAUAUCACAUAAAUGUGCGGGUGCCCAAGGACCAGAAGCUGGAGGUCUGGGUGCUACAUUCGCUCGUACUUUACCACCAGCUCACAAAGUCAGCAAAUCGGUCGUUUCGUUGUUAAAAGCCUACGGAUGGACGAAGUUUGCAAUCAUCGCCGGAGAUGAAUUAACUGCAGCUGAACAACAAAUGGACGCUAUAAAGAAGUUAUCAGAAAGCAAUGGAUUGACGAUUACGGCGGAGCAUCGUUUCGCAGAUUACAUUCCGAGACACAUCUCAAGAAUGGAAAAGAUUGUGGAUCAAACUUAUGAUAAAACUAGAGUGUACGUGUUUCUCGGCGAGCAUAUCGCUUUGGUGGAUUUUGUGAACGUGUUACAAAGACGUGGACUUUUAGCUGCAGGGGAGUACGCAGUAGUAGCAGUGGAUGACGAAAUAUAUGAUCCAAGUGACGCUGCCAUUACCCACGCAGAUCAUUUAAUAAAAAACAGUAGCAGCGACGUUUUGGCUUUUCGAGCUGUCCUAAAAUUGACACCAUCUCAUCCGACUAACCCACAUUAUUUGACGCUUUGCCAAAUGAUCCGGAAGCUGUCUGCAGCGCCGCCAUUUUGUGUCCCUAACUACCACAAAAUAUUUGAAGACACAUCCGUACCCAUCGAAGCAGCUCAUCUAUACGACGCAGUGAUUCUCUGGGCGCGAGCCGCAUCUGCAGCAAUGAGAAAUGGUCUUCCACCAACUGAUGGAGCAACUCUAAUGAAGUUACUGAGACCUACCACUUAUAGAUCACUACAAGGGUUUGACGUAAAUAUGGACAGCGCUGGAGACGCCGAGGGCAACUUCUCAGUUAUUGGAGUAGUGGAAGACCCAAACGCACCCAGUGGCUGGAGCGCUAAACCAGUAGCUGCAUUUAGAUACACCAAUUCUACUGAUCUGUUACCUGAAUUCGUGGGAGGUUCCACUAUAGCCUGGAUAGGCGGGAAACCCCCCGAUUCAGAACCAGCGUGUGGCUUCGAUGGGAGGAAGUGUUCCCUACCCCAUGACCCUGUCACCCUCUCCGCUGCAGCCGCUGUGGCCUCAGCCGCCAUACUUGCUGCUGCUUUACUUGUACGACAUUAUAGGUAUGAACAGAAACUGGCAUCUGUUCUAUGGAGGAUUGAAGCAAAGGACUUAACGUUUAUCACGACGUGUGAAAAGGAUAACAUACCACAGGAGGUCGAUAAGAAACGUGCCCACACCACAAUUGCUUCGUAUCGCGGCAACAUUGUCGCAGUGAAGAGGUUAAAGAAAAAAAAUAUCGACGUCACUCGAGCUAUCAAGAAGGAACUAAAACAGAUGCGAGAACUUCGACAUGAGAACCUCACACCGUUUGUAGGUGUUUGCGUGGAAACUGGAGUGGCUUGCAUUAUAACCUCCUACUGCUCUCGAGGCUCCCUAGCAACUGUACUAGCGGAUAGAGAUCUACACCUAGAUGACAUGUUCGUUGCCAGCCUGGUCGCCGAUCUAUUGAGAGGACUGACCUAUCUCCACGAUUCCGCACUUAUUUCCCAUGGGAAUCUGACGUCGAGCAAUUGUUUGGUCGACAGACGAUGGGUUCUACAGAUUUCGGAUUACGGGCUACAUACUCUGAAAAGUGGUUGUGCAGAUACAGAAGAUGCUCUACGUAUGGAGAGACGAAUGCUGUGGCGAGCACCAGAACUACUUCGUGACCCGAACCCACCACCGCGAGGCUCUCAGAAGGGAGACGUUUACUCUUUUGGCAUAAUCUUAUAUGAAAUAUUAGCGAGGAACGGACCUUGGGGCGACACAAAUUUAACUAAUACUGAAAUUAUUGGAAGAGUACGACAACCAAUUGGAGGUGUGUUAUUCCGACCACCACUCAGCGGACUAGCAGCUCGACCAUCAGUAUUGGUCGUUUUAAAGUCUUGUUGGAGCGAGCGACCAGAUCGACGACCAGACGUUCGUCUUGUCAGACUCCGACUAAAAGAUAUGCAUGCUGGAAUGAAAACAAAUAUUUUCGAUAACAUGCUGUCUAUGAUGGAGAAAUACGCUUCAAACUUGGAGGGACUUGUGACAGCUCGGACGGAACAACUCCUGCAAGAGAAAAGGCGCACUGAUGAUCUACUUAACAGAAUGUUGCCAAGGACAGUAGCUGAGGCUUUGAAACGUGGCGAACCAGUCCAAGCAGAGAGCUACGAUUGCGUCACAAUUUACUUUAGUGACAUCGUUGGCUUCACGAAGUUGGCAGCAAUGAAUACUCCAAUGCAGAUUGUGGAAAUUCUCAACGAUCUUUACACGUGCUGCGAUGCAAUCAUCUCAUACUACAACGUUUACAAGGUGGAAACAAUAGGUGAUGCUUAUAUGGUAGUUGGAGGCUUACCAGAACGUUGUUCGAGACACGCGGCUGAAGUCGCCUCACUAGCCCUCCAUAUACUUGAGUCCGUGCCUAAAAUACGAAUGAGGCAUAUGCCAGCUGCCAGAUUACAUAUUCGAAUAGGCAUUCAUAGUGGACAGUGCGCGGCUGGAGUGGUGGGUAUCAAAAUGCCAAGAUACUGCCUAUUCGGGGAUACAGUGAACACGGCCGCUCGGAUGGAGUCGACUGGGGAACCAGAAAAGAUACACAUCAGCCAUGACACUUAUAAGUUAUUGAAACAACACGGUGGAUAUCGGUUCAAGGAACGAGGAAUGAUUAAUAUAAAGGGCAAAGGAGAAAUGAGGACAUGGUGGCUUGUAGGUGAAGACCAUGAACGGCGAAAAAAUUCGCUUAUGCAUGAUAAUCCAUACUUCCAACCGGCGGACACGAUAUUCAACUCGCGGUCAACAAACUUAAGGGACCGUGCACGCUUAUCCUGCGGCUCCCUGUGCCCUGCACUAUCCGCACCCGCGCUCCCAGCGUGUGCGUGCAUCGUCCCGCCCCGCGACCAUCACUCCGCACCUGCUGUGACAUUCUGCGAU
Messenger RNA from Brenthis ino (lesser marbled fritillary), 3666 nucleotides. Lineage: Eukaryota; Metazoa; Arthropoda; Insecta; Lepidoptera; Nymphalidae. The record is from the annotation of a GenBank genome assembly.